Messenger RNA from Didymodactylos carnosus, 1761 nucleotides. NCBI's taxonomy places the organism in Eukaryota, Metazoa, Rotifera, Eurotatoria, Philodinida, Philodinidae. The record is from the annotation of a GenBank genome assembly.
AUGUUGAAAUUAAUUGUUAUUUGGUUAAUAUUUAUGGUUAUAUUUACGUUAGGCGAUAAUUUAAAAAGCGAUACUGUUCGAAAACAACAACAAGAACAACAACAAUUAUUUAGCGGUGGUGGUACACUUUUAUCAUCUGAAUAUCAAGAAAAGUUAAAUUCAUUUUAUGGUAAUCCAAAACAAAAAUGGAAAUUGAUUUAUAAGGCAACACGUGAUGGUUUCAACGCAGAAGAUUUUCAUCGAUUAUGUGAUGAUAAAGGUCCAACAAUAUCUAUUGCAGAAUCAAAAGAUGGUGGUUAUUUAUUUGGUGGUUUUACAACACAAUCGUGGACUAGUGUUACAGGUUAUAAAAAAGAUGAAAAAGCAUUUUUGUUUACGUUAACAAAUCCAUUUAAAAUUGCACCAACAAAAUUUUUAAUUGCUUCUGGGGCAGCAGUCGAAAGUGCUGUUUUUCAUUCUGAGUAUACUGGUCCAUCUUUUGGUGACGCUGAGCUUGUCAUAGGUGAUCGUUCAAAUUUAUCAAUAACAACACAUUGGAAUUUUCCAGAAGUAUAUGUUGAUACAACCGGCAAAGAUGAUAAAUUAUUUACUGGAUCAGGAAAUAGCUUUAUAGUUAAAGAAAUUGAAGUUUAUAAAUGUUUAAAUUGUAAUGACGAUGAUAAUGAUAGUACAACUGAUCCAAAUCAUUGUGAUGUUAAUGCAGAUGGUCAGCAGGAAUUGUUUAAAGGUACAACUGUAUUAUCUCCAGAAUAUCAAAAAAAAUUAAAUGAAUUUUAUGAUAAUCCAAAACAGAAAUGGGAUUUAUGUUAUAAAGCAACAAUAGAUGGUUUUGGUGUAAAAACUUUUCAUCAAAAAUGUGAUAACAAAGGACCAACAAUGACCAUUAUACAAUCAUCAGAUGGUGACGGUUAUUUAUUCGGUGGUUUUACAAAUGUACCAUGGACAAGUUCGUCUGGCUAUAAAACUGAUCCAAAAGCAUUUCUAUUUACAUUACAUAAUCCACAUCAUAUACCGGCAGCAAAACUUUUAGUUUCUGAAAAUGGUGUAAAUAGUGCGGUUUAUCAUUCGUCAUUCUAUGGUCCAUCAUUUGGUAGGGGUGAUAUUCGUACAGGUGAAAAUUCAAAUUUAACAGUAAUACCAUCUACUAAUUUUCCACAAAUAUAUUUGGAUACAACAAAGAUAGGUGAUAUAUUAUUUACCGGAAUAUCAGAUGACAUUAAAAUUAAAGAUAUUGAAGUGUAUAAAUUUUUAAAUUUAAAUGAUGCUGAAGUUUCUAAGGAACGUUCUUCUUUUACUCCUCGAGUUAAUUGUUCAGAUACCGAAAAUAUAAAUUAUACUCUUGUCUAUUAUAUGUCCAAUCCAACAUAUGUUCAAAAGACUUGGGCAACAAAAACGUUUACAUAUCGUACAAAAUGUUUUAAUACGACAUUAAGAUUUGAAAUGCAAAAUAAGCCAGGACAUACAUUUAUUGAUAAUAUUUCUGUUAAAAAUGCUCGUAAUAAUGAAGAGUUACUUAUUAAUGGUGAUUUUGAAAAUACAAAUAAUCAUAAGUUGGGAUGGAAUUAUGGCAGUGCUGUACAAUAUAUUAAAAAUACAAAUGGAUGUGAACCAACAUAUUGUUAUAAUCUUAAUGCUGACAGUGUUUAUUGGUUUUCACAAACAUUUCACACUGAACCAAAUAGAUUAAUAAAUAUUAAAUUUGAUAUUAAAUGGAGUACUGUGGGACCUGACAUUUUAACGGCAGUUACAAUUUACCCAUGA